CUCGGGAAAUGAAACUAACAGUCAGUGCUACUGAGAGCAGAAAUGGAGCAGCAGGCGGUUCAGCUGGAUCAAGAAACUUUCUCCUGUUCCAUCUGUCUGGAUCUACUGAAAGAUCCAGUGACGACUUCCUGUGGACACAGCUACUGUAUGAACUGCAUUACAAACUUCUGGGAUGAAGGUGAGAAAAAGGAAAACUACCACUGUCCUCAGUGCAGGAAAACCUUCACACAGAAGCCUGACCUGCAGAAAAACACCAUGCUAGCAGCUUUAGUGGAGCAGCUGAAGAAGACUGGACUCCAAGCUGCUCCUGCUGACCACUGCUAUGCUGGACCUGAAGAUGUGGCCUGUGAUUCCUGCACUGGGAGAAAACUGAAAGCCAUCAAGUCAUGUUUAUUCUGUCUGGCCUCUUUCUGUGAGAAACACCUUCAGCCUCAUUUUGAUUCAGCUGCAUUCAAGAAACACAAGCUGGUGGAGCCGUCCAAGAACCUCCAGGAGAACAUCUGCUCUAAGCAUGAUGAGGUGAUGAAGAUCUUCUGCCGCACAGAUCAGAAGUGUAUCUGCUAUCUCUGCACUAUGGAUGAACAUAAAGGCCAUGAAACAGUGUCAGCUGCAGCAGAAAGGACUGAGAGGCAGAGAGAGCUGGAGGAGAGACGAGGAAACAUCCAGCAGAGAAUCCAGGACCAGGAGAAAGAUGUGAAGCUGCUUCAACAGGAGGUGGAGGCCAUCAAUCGCUCUGCUGAUAAAACAGUGGAGGACAGUGAGAAGAUCUUCACCCAGCUGAUCCGUCUCCUCCAGAAAAGAAGCUCUGAGGUGAAGCAGCAGAUCAGAUCCCAGCAGGAAACUGAAGUGAGUCGAGUCAAAGAUGUUCAGGAGAAGCUGGAGCAGGAGAUCACUGAGCUGAAGAGGAAAGACGCUGAGCUGGAGCAGCUCUCACACACAGAGGAUCACAACCAGUUUCUCCUCAACUACCCCUCACUGCCAGCACUCAGUGAGUCUACACACUCAUCCAGCAUCAACAUCCGUCCUCUGAGACACUUUGAGGACGUGACAGCAGCUGUGUCAGAGCUCAGAGACAAACUACAGGACGUCCUGAGAGACUCAUGGACAAACAUCUCACUGAUGGUCACUGAGGUGGAUGUUCUAUUGUCAGAACCAGAACCAAAGAGCAGAGCUGGAUUCUUAAGAUAUUCAUGUGAAAUCACUCUGGAUCCAAACACAGCAAAUACAUGGCUGAGACUAUCAGAGGGGAACAGGAAGGUGACAUGGAUGAAUAGAAAUCAGUCUUAUUCUAGUCACCCAGACAGAUUCACUGAUUAUCCUCAGGUUCUGAGUAGAGAGAGUCUGACUGGACCUUGUUACUGGGAGGUUGAAGGGAGCGGGUUAGUUUAUGUAGCAGUCGCAUACAAUAGUAUCAGCAGAGCAGGAUCGGGUAAUGAAUGUAUUGUUGGAAAUAAUGAUAAAUCUUGGGCAUUAGAUUCUUAUCAAAACAAGAGUAAAUUUUGGCACAACAACAUUCCAACCUCCAUCUCAGGUCCAGUUUCCUCCAGAGUCGGAGUGUACCUGGAUCACAGAGCAGGUAUUCUGUCCUUCUACAGCGUCUCUGAAACCAUGACUCUCCUCCACAGAGUCCAGACCAGAUUCACUGAACCGCUACUGGCUGGAGUUUUGAUUUAUGACACUGGAUCCUCAGCAGAGUUCUGUAAACCCAGAGAAGUGAAACGCAGACAGUCACUGUGACUGAGAGCAGAAAUGGAGCAGAGUCAGUUCGACCGAGAGACUUUCUCCUGUUCAAUCUGUCUGGAUCUACUGACGGAUCCAGUGACUACUCCCUGUGGACACAGCUACUGUAUGAACUGUAUUAAAGGUCACUGGGAUGAAGAGGAUCAGAAAAGAAUCCACAGCUGCCCUGAGUGCAGAGAGACCUUCAUACCAAGGCCUGUUUUGAAGAAAAACACCCUGCUAGCAGCUUUAGUGGAGCAGCUGAAGAAGACUGGACUCCAAGCUGCUCCUGCUGACCACUGUUAUGCUGGACCUGAAGAUGUGGCCUGUGAUUCCUGCACUGGAAGAAAACUGAAAGCCAUCAAGUCCUGUUUAGUCUGUCUGGCCUCUUUCUGUGAGAAACACGUUCAGCCUCAUCGUGAUGUGGCUCCUUUAAAGAAACACAAGCUGGUGGAGCCGUCCAAGAACCUCCAGGAGAACAUCUGCUCUAAGCAUGAUAAGUUGUUGGAGGUCUUCUGCCGCACUGAUCAGAAGUGUAUCUGUUAUCUCUGCUCUGUGGAUGAACAUAAAGGCCAUGAAACAGUGUCAGCUGCAGCAGAAAGGACUGAGAGGCAGAGAGAGCUGGAGGAGAGACGAGGAAACAUCCAGCAGAGAAUCCAGGACCAGGAGAAAGAUGUGAAGCUGCUUCAACAGGAGGUGGAGGCCAUCAAUCGCUCUGCUGAUAAAACAGUGGAGGACAGUGAGAAGAUCUUCACCCAGCUGAUCCGUCUCCUCCAGAAAAGAAGCUCUGAGGUGAAGCAGCAGAUCAGAUCCCAGCAGGAAACUGAAGUGAGUCGAGUCAAAGAUGUUCAGGAGAAGCUGGAGCAGGAGAUCACUGAGCUGAAGAGGAAAGACGCUGAGCUGGAGCAGCUCUCACACACAGAGGAUCACAACCAGUUUCUCCUCAACUACCCCUCACUGCCAGCACUCAGUGAGUCUACACACUCAUCCAGCAUCAACAUCCGUCCUCUGAGACACUUUGAGGACGUGACAGCAGCUGUGUCAGAGCUCAGAGACAAACUACAGGACGUCCUGAGAGACUCAUGGACAAACAUCUCACUGAUGGUCACUGAGGUGGAUGUUCUACUGUCAGAACCAGAACCAAAGAGCAGAACUGGAUUCUUAGGAUAUUCAUGUGAAAUCACUCUGGAUCCAAACACAGCAAACACAUGGCUGAGACUAUCAGAGGGGAACAGGAAGGUGACAUGGAUGAAUAGAAAUCAGUCUUAUUCUAGUCACCCAGACAGAUUCACUGGAUGGCGGCAGGUUCUGAGUAGAGAGAGUCUGACUGGACCUUGUUACUGGGAGGUGGAGUGUAGUGGGUUAGUUUCUGUAGCAGUUGCAUACAAGAGUAUCAGCAGAGCAGGAUGGGGUAAAGAAUGUGCUUUUGGACAUAAUGAUAAAUCUUGGGCAUUAGAUUCUUACCAAAGCAAAUGUAUAUUUUUUCACAACAAGAUUUCAACCGCCAUCUCAGGUCCAGUUUCCUCCAGAGUCGGAGUGUACCUGGAUCACAGAGCAGGUAUUCUGUCCUUCUACAGCGUCUCUGAAACCAUGACUCUCCUCCACAGAGUCCAGACCAGAUUCACUGAACCGCUACUGGCUGGAGUUCGGAUUUAUAAUACUGGAUCCUCAGCAGAGUUCUGUAAACCCAGAUAGAUUUCCUCUUUCCUCUCAGAUUGUUGAUCAGGGUUCAUGGUUCUGAUGUCUCUGCUCUGCUGUUCUGAUCUUCUUUAUUUUUCCGGUUUAGUUCUUUGUGUUACAGGAGCCAUAAAGGAAAUCACUGCUGAUCAUUUAUUUCAUUCUUAUGACAGAAAUAUUUCAUGAAAAUCUAAACUUCUCUGGACUCUAAUGGUUUUCCUUUCAUUUUUUUAUCCAUGUAUUUUGAUGUUUUAUUUGUUGUUAAAUCAGUUGAGAUCAAAGUGAUCUGAACUUGCUUCUGUUUUCUAUAUUGUGAUCCAAAAAACCUGAAACAUCAAAUCAGAACUGAUGCUGUUUUCUUCUCAUAUUUUUAGAUUUAGAUCAGAAAAAUGUCUGUAGUUCUGUCUCUUUGGACUUCUUCAAUAAAGAAACUUGAUUACAGAGAAAUGUUGAAAGUUUUCUAAUC
This is a messenger RNA of Xiphophorus maculatus (southern platyfish), 3862 nucleotides long. RefSeq names its product E3 ubiquitin/ISG15 ligase TRIM25-like. The transcript is spliced from 2 exons. Gene Ontology annotation, molecular function: zinc ion binding; protein binding. Lineage: Eukaryota; Metazoa; Chordata; Actinopteri; Cyprinodontiformes; Poeciliidae. The record is from RefSeq and is a predicted model, not a curated record.